GCCUGCGCCGCGCACCACCCUGCGGCCGUCGACGCGACCCAGGAUUCGUCCGCCGCCCGCGACGUCGCGCCGCCUGCCCCGGCCCGCCCGUGGUCAGCCGCGUGUCCUUCCCGGCAGCGAGGCCGCCUCAAGCACGGCCAGCGACGCGUCGCCUCCGCCCCCGCCGGCGUGCUCACGCAGGUGCUCAAGAAGGAGGGACUCUUCGCCAUGGCCAAGUUCCUCAAGGACUCGGGGCUCGACUCCAUCCUCAACGACACAGGACCGUACACCAUUUUCAUUCCCACUGACAAAGCGUUUCGCGCCCUGCUUGUGCAACUGGGCGGCCCCGACAAGGCGGAGAUCAAGUUCAGAGAGAAUCCACGACUUCUCAGCGGGCUGCUGCUGCACCACGUGAUCCCCGGCGCGUUCCGAUUGGGCGACCUGCAGGACGAGAUGACGGGCGUCAGCCUGGCGGGCACGCAGCUGCGCGUCAACACCUACCGCACGCAGGACACGCACUGGAACGACGUCCAGGUGAGGGCGCGCACGCACACGCUGCUGGCGCCGACGGACAAGGCGCUGGCGGCGGCGCCGGGCGGCGAGCUGCAGCGCGCGCUCAAGGACGCCGGGCGCGCGCGCGCGCUGCUGCAGCGCCACCUGGUGGCCGGCGCGCUCUACGGCGCCGGGCUGCGCUUCUACCAGGAGCGGCCCUCGCUGGCGGCCAACCGGCCCGUGGCGCUCGCCAAGGCGGACGGACAAUUGAAGGCGAACAGUGCUCAUGUCCUGACUCCCAACAUUCCGGCUACAAAUGGAGUGCUUCACGUCAUUGAUUCUGUACUCUGAAUAGCAGCGGUUUCCCAUGUAGUGCUACAAACAAAGGUGCCGACGAAAGGACUUAACUUAUUCCUUGUACUGUUAUAAGAAAUGGAUUAAUCACA
Messenger RNA from Gryllus bimaculatus (two-spotted cricket), 917 nucleotides. Lineage: Eukaryota; Metazoa; Arthropoda; Insecta; Orthoptera; Gryllidae. The record is from the annotation of a GenBank genome assembly.